Rotaria sp. Silwood1 is the source of this 552-nucleotide messenger RNA. The record is from the annotation of a GenBank genome assembly. NCBI's taxonomy places the organism in Eukaryota, Metazoa, Rotifera, Eurotatoria, Philodinida, Philodinidae.
AUGGAAGAUAUAAUGGAUCACGACGCCUCACCUAAUGUAUAUAAACACCAACCAGCAUUGCGACUUCCACCAAUGACGUCUCCAGCACCUGCUAGUGCAUCCGUAUUACCUCGUUUUGAUAGUCUUGUGGGACGAUCAAGUGCAGGUCCUUGGUCACCAGCACCAUUGAAUGGAAGUCCAUACGAAAAAUCAUCAGUUGAUACAAGGUUAACAAGUCCUACAUUUGUGAAAUCAUCUUAUGUAUGGCCAACUAAGCCUAAUAAUUCAUAUACAAAAACGGCCGAUUCAACAAUAUACAAUAAUAAUUCAUUUACAAGAGCAAGAGAUUCAGCAAUACCCGGUAAUAAUUCAUUUACAAAACGAAUGGACUCGACAAUGGUCAGUAAUAAUUCGUCCAAUGCACAAAUGAUAUCAAGUUCCGAUGAAACGUGUACUUGCUUAAGUAAGCCAUGCUCACCUCGUUGUAAACUUGGUAUACUUGGCUUUACCAUUGGACUUUUAGCUGUUUGUAUACCAUUGGCUGUGAUAUUAGUUUUAUGGUUAAGAAAAUAA